AUGCUGGUUUAUGAGUACAUGACUGAAGGAAGACGUUUGACUGUAAAAACUGAGGUUUAUAGCUUCGGCGUGGUACUUUUAGAGAUCUUCUUGGGCAAAGAUGCAGUGAAAAAAUAUCCAAAUGGUUUGGCAGGGAUGUGGGCAAAGCCAUAUCUUAGCAACAAGCAGGAACUGCAUCGCGCUGUUGAUCAGAGACUAGGGAAGAACAUAAGGAUGGAGGAAGCUCAAGAGUUCGCUCAAAUCAUUCUUAGAUGCCUUAGUUUAGAACCGAAGACCACGCCAACAAUGACACAGGUUGUAGCUGAUCUAGAGCAACUAGAGCUACCUAUGGGCGGCAAUUGGGACUUCCUCAGGCUGUCUAAAUGCCCAAUAAAAGAGCCUCCCACUUUGAACACUUCAUCUAGAAAGUCAUGUAGCCCGAAAUGCUAA
Messenger RNA from Mangifera indica (mango), 429 nucleotides. Its product is annotated as probable serine/threonine-protein kinase PBL9. The coding region runs from base 1 to 429 and encodes 142 amino acids. The record is from RefSeq and is a predicted model, not a curated record. The transcript has 2 exons. Gene Ontology annotation, molecular function: ATP binding; protein kinase activity. NCBI's taxonomy places the organism in Eukaryota, Viridiplantae, Streptophyta, Magnoliopsida, Sapindales, Anacardiaceae. Gene Ontology annotation, biological process: protein phosphorylation.